AGGACAAAGAGAGGGACCUCACAGCCAUAAGUUCUCCAGCUCACAGAACUCCACAGAGACACACACAUGACGGCAGUAGAUCGACGAAGAUGAUGGCACCAGCACAAACUCAUCUGCUGCUCUAGAAAGCACAUUUCUCAGAUCUGUCUGCGUGACCACAAAGAAAAGGCCGUCGGAUGAUAAUCUGCAGGACACUGAAUGGAAGUAAAUAGACAAGAGAAGGCGUGAGAUACAAACGGGGAAGCGACUCAUUCAACACCGAAGCUCUUAUUUGAGUGCAACGUUUUCAUUUUGUUACGUUGUGGACAACACGCUGUGCACGAAAGGAUCUGGAUUUAGCGGUGGGAGUUUAGUCGGGAAGCUCCGUUUUUUUGAGCCAUGAAGAAGAACGGUUCAACAAAGCGGGGCCCUCAGGACGCCAAUCAACAGCCCGUACAGCCCGACAAAACUGGCUGGAUUCGCAAGUUCUGUGGCAAAGGAAUUUUCAGGGAAAUUUGGAAAAACAGAUUUGUUAUACUGAAAGGAGACCAACUCUACAUUUCCGAAAAAGAGGUCAAAGAUGAGAAGAAAAUCCAGGAGGUGGUGGAUCUCACUGACUACGAGAGGUCUGAAGAACUUCGCAAGGCCAAAAGCAGGAGUAAAAAGAAUCACAGCAAGUUCACGCUUCUACGUUCGCGGCAGCCAGGCAACACGGUCCCAAAUCUGGUGUUUUUGGCUGUCAGUCCAGAAGAGAAGGAGUCAUGGAUCAAUUCAUUAAACGCAGCCAUCACUAGGGCCAAGAAUCACGUAUUGGAUGAGGUGACAGUGGAAGAGGACAGCUUGUUGGCCCAUCCGACGCGCGACAGAGCUAAGAUACCCCACACUCGCCGUCUGCCCACCCGCGGGCAUCUCAUGGCUGUGGCUUCUACCACAAACUCGGAUGGCAUGCUGACACUUGACCUCAUCCAGGAAGAAGAUGUCCCCUCCACACAGUGUCAGGACUCUCACGAGGAUACCCUCGACAAAGCUGCUUCUCAGCACUCCAUCACGGACACCUCCAAGCUCUCAAACUGUAAAGAGACACCUGGAAAGUCCCAGAGUCUGCCGCGGAAAAGUGAGAGCGCCUUCGACUGGUCAGAGAACCAAAGGACGCCACAGUUCAGCAAAAAAAAUGGCACAUCUGACAAGAACCGCUGCGCUUCCAUGGAUGAGAUCCUGACGCACUGCGAGACGCGAGCGCUCCCUCACUGCUCGACUUCAGCGCCCGUGCAGCCCAUCAGCCAGCUCCAGGAUCUCAUCACCCAGAAGCUAGAAAGAACUCAAAAACUGCUGACGGAGGUACGGGGGCAAGGCAAGGGGAAGAGCUCGCCGGCUGGGAAGAGCUCAGGUCUGGAGGGUCAGCGGAUGGAGGCAGAGAGGCUUCUGGAGGAGGCAACGUCCACUUGGGGACAGGCUCGUGACGUGCUGGAGGAAGUGAAAGAACUCCGAGCAUUAUACAAGCAGCUUGACCCCGCCUCUUCCGUCACACUCAGUCCUCCACAGAACGGCAAACUAAACAGCCCUCAACAAGCAAACCACCAGAAAAGCAAGAUGUGAGAUCAUACAAAGUCCUCCAUGGCGCCAUUUUUCAGUAAACUCUUCCUGUUGACUGCUUUAGCAUUGCUGGAAUCGACAAAAAACGAAAUAACAUGAGCUAUACGUGUAUGUAUGCAUUGUUAAAGAGCAAAUCUAGUUUCUUCCACUCCCUACUAUCAGAGUCAGAGCAGAAAUACGAGGGCCUGGUGGUUUUACCAAACACAAGCUGUUGCGUCGUACCCGGCGCUAUCAGUUUUCACAGUGACGUCGACAGGGACAGUAAAAGAUCCGAGUCAUUGAGCGGCCCAUCAGGGUAAGACAGGGUGAGAAACACCAGACGGCGGUGAUGUUGUCAUCAUCACCAGCCAAUCACAAUGUGAAUGUUUUCCUUCUGAUUCAUAAUACACUGGAGGAGCUUCGUUUCGAAAUGGUUGCAGACCUCAAGGGUCAUUUGUGUGUGUAAUAAUAAUAAUAAUAAUGCCCAGCACACUUGCUCUGCUGUUAACACAAUCUAAGCUCAUAAUAAGAUGCAAUCAGGAUGCAGCCAAAGGCGUUUGGCGGGAACGAUCAUGGACAGCAGAGCGUGUUCCUUGUCCGGGGGCACUCAAUAUCCAAUUGUGAACAAAGCCAUGAACAUGAACACAGAUGACGUCUGGUGCCAGUGUUGCAUUGGAAAGUCAGCUGCCAUUAAAGACGAGACUCCAUGCAGUAAAGGAAACUAUUAAUAAUUACACAUUUGCACUAUGGAGAAUGCUGUAAAACGAGAGUGACACUGGCAAGCUAUCUUUUCAAACCUAAGAGGCAGAACAGACAAUCUACUGUAGGUAGGGAAACAUGGGGCGUGUAGCUCCUAGUCUUUACACCUAAGUGGUAUUCUGAAAAUAUGUUGGCAUCUCUCAAAAUCAAAAGCUGCCUUAGUGUAUUUUCAAAAGGGCACAUGCAAACUGCAUUUCAAACUCUUCAAAGACUCUGAAUGCUUGUAUAUUUUAAUUUUCCAAAAUUUACCUACAAGUUGCCUGCACCUCAAGAGAAGCUUUUAAAGCA
Carassius auratus (goldfish) is the source of this 2598-nucleotide messenger RNA. Its product is annotated as pleckstrin homology domain-containing family O member 1-like. Gene Ontology annotation, cellular component: muscle cell projection membrane; ruffle membrane. The record is from RefSeq and is a predicted model, not a curated record. The coding region runs from base 379 to 1575 and encodes 398 amino acids. Gene Ontology annotation, biological process: regulation of myoblast fusion. The transcript has 6 exons. Lineage: Eukaryota; Metazoa; Chordata; Actinopteri; Cypriniformes; Cyprinidae.